GAUUACUGGGCUCUCCUUUAUUGCACCAUAUGCAUAUGUUUUCCGAUUGUUAUAAAUUCUGUAGUGGAUCUCACCCUCGCUUCGUUUAUCAGGCAAGUAAUACUUUUGUUAAAAAAGUAAAAACAAUAACAAUAUCUCGUGAAAAGCUUGACCAAAGAACUGGAAUUAUUACGAUUUUUUUGAUUUCUAAGAUAUUUGUCAAUUAUAAUAUCUCUUUAAAUUAUUUGUAAUGGACAAGUAAACAUAUAACAUGUCUCUGUUUACGCAUUUGAGUACUGAUUAAGAUUGAAAUGCGGCAGAUGUGUUCAAGCAAAAUUUCAGAAGACAAAUACUCUAAUCAACGAUAUAGUGCUUUGUGCAAAUGAAUCAAAUGCCUUCAAGAUUUAUAACCGGCACGAUAAUACGUCUAUUGCAUUUGUCAUGGCUAACUAUAAAAACAACAAAGAGAAGAUAAUGCAUCUCAUUCAAACGCUAAGACAUUUACAUUUGGAAAUUACGAGAAUAGGACGGAAAAUUAAUCAUGCUUAUUGUCUGCAACUUCCGCUCGAAUUGGCAGUCCACUUUACGAUAGUAACAUCGACUACUUACUGUGUAUAUGGUGCAUUUUCUGGCCAUUUAAGCGUGACAGUCAACAAGGAACAGAUUAUUGGCAUGGCACUAUCGGCAUGCAUUUAUUCAUUUAAAAUUAUGUUAAUAAAUUGGCUUUGUACGAAUGUAUCAACCGAGGCAUGUAAAACUGGCGAAAUUAUACAAUCUUUUGAAGGGUCUUCUAUCGAUGAUGAUAUGAGAGAAGAGAUCCAUCAAUUUACACAGCAGCUAGUGCUUAAUUCAUUAAAUUUUACCGCUGCUGGUUUUUUUUCAAUUAAUAAUUGUCUUACUGGCAAGUUCUUUGCCACGGUCACGACGUAUGUCGUUAUUCUAAUACAAAUAAAUACACCCAUAACAUAAGAUGACAUGUAAGAUGAAAAUUCAAACAUAUUAAAGAUAAACAAUCUUCUAUUAAUACUGCUAUUCCAAGAAACAGGAGUUUACAAAGAAGUUUAAAAAAUAAGAGCUCACUUAAAUUACUAUUCUUUAUGAAUGUCAUGUAUUUUAUAAAGAUUUAAAAUUUUUCAAAUGUAUUAGAGUGU
This is a messenger RNA of Temnothorax curvispinosus, 1130 nucleotides long. Its product is annotated as gustatory and pheromone receptor 32a-like. Gene Ontology annotation, cellular component: axon; dendrite; neuronal cell body. The record is from RefSeq and is a predicted model, not a curated record. Gene Ontology annotation, biological process: sensory perception of taste. The transcript is spliced from 5 exons. Bases 421 to 948 code for a protein of 175 amino acids. NCBI's taxonomy places the organism in Eukaryota, Metazoa, Arthropoda, Insecta, Hymenoptera, Formicidae.